Molecule: messenger RNA, 6513 nt
Organism: Phacochoerus africanus (Common warthog)
Lineage: Eukaryota; Metazoa; Chordata; Mammalia; Artiodactyla; Suidae
Gene: PPP2R3A
Product: protein phosphatase 2 regulatory subunit B''alpha
Exons: 14
Coding region: 599-4048 (1149 amino acids)
Biological process (GO): protein dephosphorylation
Cellular component (GO): protein phosphatase type 2A complex
Molecular function (GO): protein phosphatase regulator activity; calcium ion binding
Source: RefSeq, a predicted model, not a curated record
GCACUCGGGCCUCGGCUCCUCAGGCACAGCGCUCGCAGCUGCACGUCCCGCGCCGCCGGGCGCCGUGGCGGCCAGCGCUGUACGCGAGCAGAGGCAGCAGCCAGAAGAGGACCCGCGGGCGCCGAGGUUUCGUCAUCAUUCAUAGAAAAAUGGAUCAUUUAAGCCUUUGGAGGACUCAAUUCUCACGAUGCUUCUAUACUACCAGCUAAGAUUCAUGACAGUAUAUUUAUGACCAUAAGUGUCUGCAUCAUAGAACUGCUGAGGAACUGAAAAAGAAUAUUCUUUAUUCUUCUUAAAAUUUAUUCCUAAAAAUAAUCCUAUAGUAUCAUGAUAUUACUAAAUAAAACUAAAAACCACAAUUAUUAAAUUAUUAGACUUCCUAAUAUCAGCACACAUGUGCAACAGCUACUGUAUCCUGACAGUUAUCAAACCUCAAAUUUAGAUGGUUUCCCUUUGUGGGAAAGGUCAUUGUAUUAGCAAGAAACCACUGAACACUGUCAUCAACUAUAUUUUCAGUGGAGUGUCAUUUAGGAGCGUUUACUUGAAACAAGUUCUAGAAAAGUCCACACCCCAUCCAUAACUACGUGGAUUUGAUAUUAUGGCAGCAACUUACAGACUUGUGGUUAGUACUGUGAACCACUACAGCAGUGUGGUGAUAGACCGGCGUUUUGAGCAAGCUAUACAUUAUUGCACUGGAACCUGCCACACCUUCGCACAUGGAGUGGACUGCAUUGUGGUACAUCACAGUGUUUGCGCAGACCUCUUGCACAUCCCUGUGUCUCAGUUCAAAGAUGCAGACCUGGACUCUAUGUUUCUCCCCCAUGAAAAUGGGUUUUCCUCAGCUGAAGGUGACUAUCCCCAUCAGGCCCUCACGGGAAUACCCAGGGUCAAGAAAGGAUCUGCAUUUCAGAACACCUGUAACUUAAAGGACAUUGCAGGAGAAGCAAUCAGUUUUGCCAGUGGAAAAAUAAAAGAAUUUUCCUUUGAAAAACUCAAAAACUCUAACCAUGCAGCUUAUAAAAAGGGAAGGAAAGUUAAGUCUGACUCUUUUAAUAGGAGGUCAGUUGAUCUUGACUUGCUCUGUGGCCAUUAUAACAAUGAUGGGAAUUCCCCAUCCUUUGGUUUACUCCGGAGUUCCUCAGUUGAGGAAAAAUCUUUAUCCCAUAGAAACUCACUCGACAUGAACCUGACUUCAAUGCUUCUGCACAACUUCUCUGAAGAAGAUCUGGUUACCCAGAUUUUAGAAAAACAUAAAAUAGAUAAUUUUUCUUCUGGAACAGACAUAAAGAUAUGCUUAGACAUCUUGCUAAAAUGCUCUGAGGAUUUGAAAAAAUGUACAGACAUCAUAAAACAAUGUAUAAAGAAAAAGUCAGGGAGUAGCAUCAAAGAAGGAAAUGAUAAUGAUGCAAUUUCUAGCUCUGAAUCUGUCUAUAUGAAUGUAAUGACCAGGUUAGCAUCCUAUCUGAAAAAGCUACCAUUUGAAUUCAUGCAGUCUGGGACAAAUGAAGCUAUAGAUUUAACAGAACUGAUCAGUAAUAUGCCUAGUUUACAACUGACUCCUUUCUCCCCAGUAUUUGUCACUGAACAGCCCCCUAAGUAUGAAGAUGUUGUCCAGCUCUCAGCCCCUGACUCUGGACAGUUUCAAACUAUAGAACUGCAAGAUGACAAGCACAGUUCUAGGAAAACAGACACUGUAAAAUCCAUUCCAAACAACUCCACAAAUUCCUUAUACAAUUUAGGGAUAAGUGAUCCCAGAACUCUAAAAGAUGUCCAGCUUCAAUCACAGCCUUCACCCAUGAGCCCUUUAGAAAAUGUUUCUUCUGGUGAUUUAAUGGAAACUCUUUAUAUUGAAGAAGAGACCGAUGGAAAGAAAGCAUUAGAUAAAGGACAGAGGACAGAAGAUGGACCCAGUCAGGAUUUGUUAAAGAUAAAUGAAGAUAGAGCAGAGUUUUCAGACUGUGGUACUCAUCUUAAAAAAUGUCCUGCCUCAAUGCAAAAUGAAAUUGGUAAGAUAUUUGAGAAACCAGUUGUCAGUCUACCUGGGGAAGGUCUUAAAUCGGAAGUUUCUAAAGUUGGAAACCACAGAGAUUUUAUGAAUCCUAACAGUCAAGAAGAGAUAGAUAAAUUGUUAAUGGAUUUGGAAUCCUUCUCACAGAAAAUGGAGACCUCUCUAAGAGAGCCGCUUGCCAAAGAUAAAAGCUCUAACUCCCUAAAUAGUCAUAGUCAGCUGACUGGUCAGCUCCCUCUAGAUCUUGACCCUAAAUCUAAAGUUUCUUCACCCACGGAGAAAGCCCCACCUUCCUGUCUAACCAGGAUUAUUGAAACCAAUGGCCACAAAAUAGAGGAAGAGGAUCGAGCCCUCUUACUGCGAAUUCUAGAAAGCAUUGAAGACUUUGCUCAAGAACUGGUUGAGUGCAAAUCAGGCAGGGGGAGCCUGUCACAAGAAAAAGAAAUGAUGCAAAUUCUACAGGAAACCUUGACAACUUCCCCCCAGUCCAAUCUAUCAGUCUGUAGAAGUCCUGUUGGUGAUAAAGCCAAAGAUGCUACUUCAGUGGUUUUGAUUCAGCAGACCCCAGAGGUGAUCAAGAUUCAGAAUAAGCCAGAAAAGAAACCUGGAACACCACUUCCACCUCCAGCCACCUUUCCAAGUAGUCCUCGACCUCUCUCCCCUGUUCCUCAUGUGAAUAAUGUUGUGAAUGCAGCAUUAUCCAUAAACAUUCCACGGUUCUACUUUCCUGAAGGACUCCCUGAUGCCUGCAGUAAUCACGAACAGACUCUAAGCAGAAUUGAAUCUGCUUUCAUGGAGAUUGAAGAUCAGAAAGCAGACAUUUUUGAAAUGGGAAAAAUUGCAAAGGUCUGUGGCUGCCCUCUGUAUUGGAAAGCCCCCAUGUUCAGGGCCGCAGGGGGAGAGAGGACAGGAUUUGUGUCAACACAGUCAUUCAUCGCCAUGUGGAGAAAGUUGCUGAGUAACCAUCACGAUGAUGCCUCUAAGUUUAUCUGUCUUCUAGCAAGGCCAGGCUGCAGCUCUCUAGAACAGGACGAUUUUAUUCCUUUACUUCAGGAUGUGGUUGAUACACAUCCUGGCCUCACGUUCCUGAAAGAUGCUCCAGAAUUCCACUCCCGCUACAUCACCACGGUUAUUCAGAGAAUAUUCUACACAGUCAACAGAUCUUGGAGUGGAAAAAUUACUUCUACAGAGAUAAGAAAAAGCAACUUUCUGCAAACUCUAGCCCUUUUGGAAGAAGAGGAAGAUAUAAACCAAAUCACAGAUUACUUCUCCUAUGAACAUUUCUAUGUUAUUUAUUGUAAAUUCUGGGAACUAGAUAGUGAUCAUGACCUCUACAUCAGCCAGGCCGAUCUAUCUCGAUACAAUGACCAGGCUUCAUCAAACAGGAUUAUUGAAAGGAUAUUCUCUGGGGCAGUAACAAGGGGAAAAACAGUACAGAAGGAGGGAAGAAUGAGCUAUGCAGAUUUUGUUUGGUUUCUCAUCUCUGAGGAAGAUAAAAGGAACCCCACCAGCAUUGAAUAUUGGUUCCGCUGCAUGGACGUGGAUGGGGAUGGUGUACUCUCCAUGUACGAGCUGGAAUACUUCUACGAGGAACAGUGUGAACGGAUGGAAGCCAUGGGCAUUGAGCCCUUGCCAUUCCAUGACUUGCUGUGCCAGAUGCUUGACCUGGUCAAGCCAGCCAGUGAUGGCAAAAUAACUCUACGAGACCUGAAGAGAUGCAGAAUGGCUCACAUCUUUUAUGACACUUUCUUUAACCUGGAGAAAUACUUAGACCAUGAACAGAGAGAUCCCUUUGCUGUCCAGAAGGAUGUUGAGAAUGAUGGUCCUGAGCCUUCCGACUGGGACAGGUUUGCUGCUGAGGAAUAUGAGACCCUUGUAGCAGAGGAGUCUGCCCAAGCACAGUUCCAGGAAGGCUCCUUUGAAGAUUAUGAAACAGAGGACCCUGCCUCUCCCUCUGAAACUGGAAACAAAGGCAAUAAAAUUGUAACAUCAAGCCUUUCAGAGAAAUGUGGAAAGCUUCAGUCAGUAGAUGAAGAAUAGCUGCCAUGUCCACGUGAAAGGGAGACAAGUAAUUUAAUGUUUUUUUGUGAAGAAAUGCCCUAGUUUGCAUAUUGCUUUUUAAUGGCUUUGAUUUCUACAAGUGUGUAUCUGCACUAGGAACUUUUAAAUGUUUUUGAGCAAUAGCUCUGGAUACACAUACCCAAUUUGGGACUCCUACAACUUGCCUCAAAUCUCUUACAGAGCUUUUCCUCAGAAGCAGAUAGAUAUACAUCACCUUCCAAAGUCUGUGAAUCAGCACUCUUCACCCCUGAAUGUACCAAGGAUCUAUUGGGGAAAGUGCCAAGCCACAGUUCUCUGCACAAAAGCAGGAGUUGCCUCUGUUGUCCAGCUUCCGUGAGGCCCAUCAGGGCUCCUAUGGAGCUCAGAAGAAAACUGUCACUUGAGUCAAAAAAUUCUUGAACUUGAAAAGGCAGUCGGGGCCUCCAGAACUGAAUUAGCCCUGGUAAUAAAAGCACUGCCAAAACAUCUCAGAGAUUUUAAAUUAUAUGCGUACUGGAGUUCAAAGAUCUUGAACUUUCUUGGUAAUUUCACAAUGACCUGCCAAAACUGCUAGUCACUUUACAUCCUCAGGUAUUGUAACCACUGGGCUUUCCAGCCUUGCUAGCAAGCCCUAAAUAAUCCCUCUCCGUGCAGUGGAUCUUGUAUAAAAUCUGAAGAAAAAUUUAAUUGAAGAUAAGUAGGGAAUCUGACUCAUACUUGGAAAAUGUUUCCCUUUAACUCAUCUAACAUUUGUAGAGAAUUAUUGAAUGACUUAUUAAUCUCCAAAUUAGUUUAUGUCCCAUCUAUACUGCCUAUCAGAAGGCCUACUUGAAGACUUAAUUAUAUAUGAAAAUUCUUAUUAGACAUAUUCCUUUCACCACAGGCCAAUAGUAAACACCUCAAUCCAAACAUUAUUUCUUACUUCAUGUUGAAAAGAAACUAUUCCAAAUACUGCAUCCACUAUCAGGAUUUAUUAUAAAGAUAGAUGAUGCCACCUAUAAAAAGAAAAGCGAUUUCAAUUUCAUGUUUACUAUAGUGGCAGAUGUGGUCACUACAGAAUACUACUUUUUUCAGCAAGCCACAAUGCAGCCAAAUCCCUCAAUAUCUUUGAAGAUAAAAUUGAAGUAUUGUAACAGAUGGAAAUUUCUGAUGAUACAUGUAAAAGAAACCCCCAGAAAGCCUUUUAAUAUCCACCUCUGUCAAAGUUAUCAAGUUUUCCUAUGAAUUUUUUUUGUCUCAACCACAAAGCCCUGAAUGUCAGAAUAGCUCCCCUUCCACCCCACACUGGUUCCCUUUGCUGGUGUGAAGGCCAAACUUUGAAAUAAACCUUGGGCUAAAGCAAAAAGUGGAGAGAAGGAGAAUUUAGGAAAUGCACCAUCAACUAAUAGAGGUAUUAACAGAUUUAGCAAUUCCUGUCAGUAUCCUCCCAGUUUAUUUUACCUUCAUGAUCAGAACUGAUCUUCCACUUAACUGUUACAGAAAGCAAUAAGUACUAAAACCUAAGUUUCUAACAAUUCACAAAGAAAUAGCGUAGAAGUGACUAAAUUUUUAGGAAAGUACAUACAAUAACCUAAACACAUUGGUAAAUUAUUAAAAGUAUUUAUGUGGUACAUGAAAUUGACUAUCUCAUCCAACUUUUACCAGGGAACAAAAGCAAUUUUAAAUUUUCAGAUAAAAAUACUAAAAAGGUAAUUUUUUUAGAAGCCAGAUAUGAUUUAAAAGUUUUAUUAGCCGUAUGAUCUAAACUACUUCUAAUAAAAGAGUCAAUGUAGAAAAAUUAACUAUAUCUAAGACUCAACAAAAUUGUUUUCCAAUAUAUAUCCGGUUGUUUUUUUUUUUUAACUACAUAGCUGUACUUCACCUUGUUUCUCCUUAUUGAGUUAAGUCCUUGCUUUCACUUUUGUCACUAUUUGGUUUCAAAAGUCUGUAAUUAUAAAAGUACAGCUACCAAUACCAUUCCAUUUAAGAUAGGGCUUUCAAUUUAGGUUACCCAAAAUAUCACAUUUUCAGACAUAAUAUGUUUCACUGUACCCCUUCUUAGAACUGAAUGUUAAAGAGAUGUGAAUUCUGAGGAACUGAGAUAGUACAUAUUCGACUUUCUGGUAAAGAUCAAGUGGGAUAUAAUCAUUACGGCCCAAAUGGAAAUUUCAAGUUAUAAUAUCCCAGGCUUCUUGACAAACGUUGAAGGUUAUCAUCUUAAUGCUAGUCAAUGAAGAAUAACUUUCAUGGCAAAAUAUUUUAAUUGCCAAGGUAAUUAAUAAAAUUGUGUAUUUUCCCUGCAUCUUAUCUAAGUCAUUGUGUACUGUUCAAAGUGUUUAUAAAAUUCUAGAUUGAUCAAAUGAGCUAAGUCAUUUGCUCAACUUUUGGAAAUGUUAUGUGUGUUUGGGUGGAGAAGCCUGCAUGAUUUAACUUUUUUCGUUUUUCCCUUUUUGCAGAACUAAAUAAAGACAAGUGUCAAAUAUGAA